UCGAAAAAGAAGACACUUUAAUGAGAAAAGCAAUUCCUGCCUAUCAUCGCUUAUCACUGACAUUAAGGUUCUUGGCCAGCGGAAAUAGUUUCGAAGAUUUAAAAUUCUUGACAGCUGUUUCUCCGCAAAGAAUUGAACACAUAGUCAUGGUCCAUGGAAACAUGCGAACCCAUCAUCAAAGUUCUGAAGGAAUACAUCAAGUUACCUGAAUAUGAAAGCGAAAGGAAGAUGUUGGCUGAAUCUUUCAAUCAACGCUGGAACUUUCCUCAUUGUAUUGGUGCUAUCGAUGGCAAGCAUGUGUCUAUAACGAAACCACCAGGAACUGGUUCUCAGUUUUUCAAUUAUAAGAAGCAUUUUUCAAUUAUUUUGAUGGCUAUUGUUAAUUCCAAUUGUGAAUUUAUUAUGGUAGAAGUUGGAGCAAAUGGACGCUGUUCAGAUGCGGGAAUGUUUGGCGAAACCAAAUUCUUUUCAAAACUAAAACAGAAUAGGUUGAACAUUCCAGCGCCCGAAUUGAUCUCUAACUUCAGUAUAGAAAUGCCUUAUGUGUUUGUUGCAGACGAUGCUUUUCCACUGAUGACAAAUAUCAUGAAACCCUUCAGCCACAAAUCAAUGGACAAAAAAGAAAUGAUAUAUAACUAUCGACUUUCUCGCGCACGAGGCAAUGUGGAAAUGACUUUUGGCCAGUUAACAUCGAAAUUUAGAGUUUUAUUGAAGCCCAUAAAUUUAGCACCAGAAAAAGCAACAACAAUAACUUUAGCUUGCUGUUAUUUGCAUAACUAUCUGCGAAGAAAGAAAGAUACAGUAUAUGCAAGUAAUGAAAGUACAGAAAAUCUUAAUACGGAUCCAUUAACUCCUUUGAGAUCGACAACUGCAAAAAAUGUUUGCAACAACAUCAAGAGUAUAAGGCAAAACUUCUGCGAAUAUUUCAAUACUAUUGGAGAAGUUUCAUGGCAAAACAAUGUUUACGAAAAAUUAAUUAAUCCAAACACACAAAAAUGA
This is a messenger RNA of Eupeodes corollae, 999 nucleotides long. RefSeq lists its product as uncharacterized. The coding region runs from base 154 to 999 and encodes 281 amino acids. The transcript is spliced from 2 exons. The record is from RefSeq and is a predicted model, not a curated record. Lineage: Eukaryota; Metazoa; Arthropoda; Insecta; Diptera; Syrphidae.